AUGAAGAACUUGUGUGAGAAAGGCUCUGGUUCUACCCAUUUAACAUCUCCUUAUGCUCUUGGAUGCUCAUCAUGGGGGACUUCGUCUGAAUCUGAUGUUCAACAAUCAUCCAUGUCCAGAAGUUUGACCUUGAAAAUGAGUGUUCUGCCGCAACAGUGCCAUAAGAACAAGCCAUUGAGUUUUCAAUAUCAAGACCGAGACUCAUCUUCAUCUCAAUCAACUGGUCAGUCUUAUCCGGAAGUUGGUUCAGUGCAAUCAGGUCAAAUUUCAGUCCAGUGUAGCAAUUCAUCUGCUUGUUCAACUGUUAACACAACUGGGAGAAAGAAUGUGGAAGGUGUCAUCAGGUCAUCUGUGGGGGGUCAGGAUUUUGCCUUCCCUCCUUCACAAUUGUGUCACAACCAACCACUUGCUCAUACUGCAUUCCACAUUGCUGAGCCCUGCUUUAGUAGCCUACUAGCUUCCCCAUAUGGGCCACAACCUAAUAUUCAUCAUGCUCAACUGAUAGGAAUGGCUACUGCUCGAAUUCCUCUACCCCUUGAUCUAAGUGAGGAGCCUAUAUUUGUGAAUGCAAAGCAGUACCAUGCUAUACUGAGGCGCAGACAAUACCGUGCAAAACUUGAAGCACAGAACAAACUCAUCAAAGAACGGAAACCAUAUCUUCACGAGUCUCGCCAUCUGCAUGCGUUGAAGAGAGCUAGAGGUUCUGGUGGUCGCUUCUUGAAUACCAAAAAGCUUCAAGAGUCGAAACUCACCUCAGCAAACCAUGGGCUAGAUGUUUCAAGCUGUACUCAGCUGAAUCUGAGGGGAAACAUGUCAGAAUCUAAGGUACAUCUAGGGGGAAACUUAAACUACAGAGAUGGUGCUUCUACAAACACCUGUUCCGACAUUACUAGUGCAUCUAAUUGUGAUGAUGUCUUCCAUCAACAUGAAUCAGACUUUAGAUUAUGUGGUUACCCUUCUCACAUUAGAAGAAACAUGCAGGGUUACUCUGCCGACAUUGGUGGUGGUGGUGGUGGUAGAGGAAAUCAACAUCGUCUGUCAAUCCUUAUGUGA
Sphenostylis stenocarpa is the source of this 1053-nucleotide messenger RNA. Lineage: Eukaryota; Viridiplantae; Streptophyta; Magnoliopsida; Fabales; Fabaceae. The record is from the annotation of a GenBank genome assembly.